GGCAUUUCCGAUUUCCGCGUGAACGGGAAAAGAAAACUGAUUACGAGAGGAAAAAAACAAAAGAAAGGCGAGAAAAUAGGGGACUUCCCUAGGGCUCGAGUUCGGCGGAGGAAGGACGACUCCCCGGUGCUCCGGCGAGAUCGAGGUAUCCCGGCGAGUAAUUCCCCGCACGAUCUCCAAUCCACCUUCCGAUUCGGGGCGAAUCGGCGGAGGAAUUAUUGGAAAACCACUGCAACUAGAACCGCUCUUGGUGGGGCCGGAAUUGUGGAAGGGAGAACUGGGGCUGUUUUGGCCUGAGGAUUAGGGUUCGGGAACGCUGGUAUUUAUCCAAGUCUUCUUCGUCUUGGCCGUUGCGGAAAAGUCGGUUCUUUAGGGUUUUGAAGGGGAGGGGGGUGUUGGGGCUCCGCAAAUUCCGAAUCUUUUCCUUCUUGGCAACGGGCGCAUGCAAUUAGGUGGUGGGGCCAGCGGACCCGGCCGGAACCCGGCGGUGGCGCCGCCGGGACGGCCGUCGUCGUCGUCGUCUUCUGCUUCACCGUCGUCCUCCUCUUCCGCUGCGUCGGCCUCCACCCAUCUAGGGUUGGAAUCCAUCCAGCAGCAGCAGCAGCAGCUCGCGCUGAGGCAGUCAUUACAGCAGCAGCAGCAGCAGCAGCCUCUGAGAAGGUCUGAAGGAGAUCCUUAUAGAUCUGGUGGGUUACGUGGAGUCAUUGGCGGGGAUAACUUUCGAUCAUCUUCGGGUGCUACAUCUGUGUCCCAGACACUGAGGAAUUUCAAUGAUGUAUAUCAUCCUCAUGCUGGUACCCAACUGCGUUACGGGAACCAGAAUAAAGGGCAAAGUAUAGAGCAACAACUUCAGAACCCAAUUCAUCAAGCUUACCUCCAGUUAGCUUUUCAGACUGCUCAACAACAAAAAUCUCAUGGGAAUCUGCUAGUCCAGCAACAAGGUAAGAUCAACAUGGUUGGUCCCUCUGGGAGAGAUCAAGAGAUGCACAUGAACAAUUUGAGAAUACAGGAUCUUACACCUUGUCAAGCAGCCAAUCAAGCACAACCAUCAAUGCUUACAAAAUCAUCUGAACAUAUUGGACCUGGUGAGAAGCAGAUGGAACAACCACAUGCUAGCUCUGAGAAAAGAAAUGAACUAAGGCCUCCCGAGACAGUAAUUGGGCAGAUAACACCAACAAACAUGUUAAGACCCAUGCAAUCAUUACAGGCACAAGCAAACACAGAGAAUAUUGCAAACAACCAGCUGGUGAUGGCUCAGUUGCAAGCUAUUCAAGCAUGGGCCAUGGAGCGUAACAUUGACCUGUCUCAUCCUUCCAAUGCCAAUCUGAUUGCUCAAGUUUGGCAGUCUGCUAAAUUGGCAGCAAUGCAGAAGCCAAAUGAAAUCAGCACUACUGCACAACAGUCAUGCUUGCCUUCCUCAAAGCAACAAGCCUUGUCCUCACCAGGUGGCAGUGAAAAUUCAGCUCAUGGGAAUUCCUUGAGUGAUCACUCAGUGAAAAAUCAACAAACAUUCUCCUCGGGGUCAAUAUCAGGUGCUGGGGGUUCUUCGACUUUAGUGAAUUCUUCCAAUAUUCAGAUGCAGAAGCAACUUGCCAUUCAGAACAAGGAGAACCAAAAUGAGAGGGCUGCCAAAUCUCCAGUGGCAAAUGGGAAUGGAGGGCUAAUCGUGCAUCCACCACAAUUUUCUGGAAACAUGAGCCAGACAAUUGAACAUUCAAAUUCUAAGAGCAAAUUUUCUGGCACUCAAACACUACCAAUGCAGUAUUACAGUCAAUUGAAGCAAAUGAACCAACCAAUGUCUCAACCUGCAGUUCCUUCAACUGAGAACAUUGGCACCCAAUUUCCAUCUCAUGGAGGAUUAGCUCAGGUUACCCCCCAAAAUAUUGGGUUUACGAAGCAGCAACUUCAUGUUCUUAAAGCACAAAUAUUAGCCUUUAGGCGUAUAAAGCGUGGUGAUCGUAAACUUCCACAAGAAGUUCUUGAUGCCAUUACACCACCACCUCUUACUUCGCAUCUGCAACAGGUUUUCCUUUCACCAGGAAUUGCUAACCAUGAAAGAACAAUUGCAAAGAAUGUCAACGAGCGUGUAAGUCAUGCAGAGACUGUUGAGAAGGAUUCUGUGCUUUCUUCUACAAGUAGAGGACAUGAUUUGUCUAAGGAGCCUGUUAGUGUGGAGGAGAAAGCAACGAUGGUUAGACACUUGGAACGAAUAUCAGAUUCAGCAAAAGAAGUCGCACAACUGGCAUCUGUAGAGCAGAGCGGUACCAUUUCUGUUAAAUCUGAGCAGGAUAUUGGACAGGAAUGUCAAAAGAUUUCUACCAAGAGUGAUUAUAAUGCUGAAAAGGGUAAGGCUGUUCCAGUGCACCAUGCCACAAGUGAUGCUGGACAAGUAAAAAAACCAGCCUCCAUGAGCAAUGCAGCAAUUUCAAAAGAUGUUGUUGCCACCAGAAAAUAUCAUGGUCCACUCUUUGAUUUUCCUUUCUUUACGAGGAAACAUGAAUCGUUUGGAUCAACAGCUGCAAAUAGCUCAAGUAAUUUAAUAUUAGCUUAUGAUGUGAGGGAUUUACUUUUUGAGGAAGGGACUGAAGUCUUUAACAAGAAAAGGACAGAGAAUUUGAGAAAGAUUAGUGGCUUACUUGCUGUUAACUUAGAGAGGAAAAGGAUUAGGCCUGAUCUAGUUUUGCGGCUGCAAAUUGAAGAAAAAAAGCUUCGACUUUUAGAUCUUCAGGCUCGUCUGAGGGAUGAAAUUGAUCGGCAACAACAGGAGAUAAUGGCAAUGCCUGACAGGCCAUAUCGUAAGUUUGUUAAACAGUGUGAACGCCAACGCAUGGAGCUCAUGAGGCAAGUCCAGCAGUUGCAAAAGACAACUAGAGAGAAGCAGCUAAAAUCCAUCUUCCAGUGGCGCAAGAAGCUCCUUGAGGCUCACUGGGCUGUUCGAGAUGCGCGGACUACUCGCAAUAGAGGGGUGGCUAAGUAUCAUGAGAGGAUGUUAAGGGAGUUUUCUAAGAAAAAAGAUGAUGAUCGAAACAAAAGAAUGGAAGCAUUGAAGAACAAUGAUGUGGAUAGAUACCGCGAGAUGUUGCUGGAGCAACAGACCAGUAUUCCUGGUGAUGCAGCACAACGUUAUGCUGUUCUCUCAUCCUUUUUGUCUCAGACGGAAGAGUAUCUUUACAGGCUUGGGGGAAAAAUAACUGCUGCAAAGAAUUAUCAGGAGGUGGUAGAGGCAGCAAAUGCUGCUGCAGUUGCUGCACGUUUGCAGGGUCUUUCUGAAGAAGAAGUCAAGGCUGCUGCAUCAUGUGCCGGUGAGGAAGUCAUGAUUAGAAAUAGAUUCUCUGAAAUGAAUGCCCCAAAAGAUAGUUCAUCUGUUAACAAGUACUAUAAUCUGGCACAUGCUGUUAAUGAAAGAGUUGUAAGACAACCCUCAAUGUUACGGGCUGGUACUCUGAGAGACUAUCAGCUUGUUGGACUUCAAUGGAUGCUUUCAUUGUAUAACAACAAACUGAAUGGGAUUCUGGCAGAUGAGAUGGGUCUAGGCAAGACUGUACAGGUGAUGGCAUUGAUUGCUUAUUUGAUGGAGUUUAAAGGGAACUAUGGGCCACAUCUCAUAAUUGUUCCAAAUGCUGUUUUAGUGAAUUGGAAGAGUGAAUUGCAUAAUUGGCUGCCGACUGUGUCAUGUAUUUUUUAUGUUGGUGGAAAAGAUGAACGAUCCAGGCUGUUCUCUCACGAGGUUUGUGCCAUGAAAUUUAAUGUGCUUGUUACAACAUAUGAAUUUGUCAUGUAUGAUCGCUCAAGGCUGUCAAAAAUUGAUUGGAAGUAUAUAAUCAUUGAUGAAGCCCAAAGAAUGAAAGACAGGGAGUCAGUUCUGGCUCGUGAUCUCGACAGAUACCGUUGCCAAAGACGGCUGCUUCUUACUGGGACACCUCUGCAGAAUGAUUUGAAGGAACUUUGGUCCCUCCUAAAUUUGCUUCUACCAGAAGUAUUUGAUAAUCGAAAAGCAUUUCAUGAUUGGUUCUCGAAACCCUUCCAAAAGGAUGGUCCUUCACAUAGCUCAGAGGAGGAUGACUGGCUUGAGACUGAAAAAAAGGUUAUUAUAAUCCACCGCCUUCAUCAGAUAUUGGAGCCCUUUAUGCUAAGGCGCCGUGUUGAAGAUGUGGAAGGGGCACUUCCUCGGAAGGACUCCAUUGUUUUGAGGUGUAGAAUGUCAGCUAUUCAGGGUGCCAUAUAUGAUUGGAUUAAAUCCACUGGUACCAUUAGGGUUGAUCCUGAGGAUGAGUUACGCAGGUCUAAGAAGAAUCCAUUGUACCAGGUUAAGGCCUAUAAGAAUCUUAACAAUAAAUGUAUGGAGUUGCGGAAGGCAUGCAAUCAUCCUUUACUAAAUUACCCUUAUUUUAAUGACUACACCAAGGAAUUCAUUGUCAGAUCUUGUGGCAAACUUUGGAUCCUUGAUAGGAUUCUUAUAAAACUCCAGAGAGCAGGUCAUCGUGUGCUUCUCUUCAGCACUAUGACAAAACUUCUUGAUAUAUUAGAGGAAUACUUGCAAUGGCGACGGCUUGUCUACAGACGGAUUGAUGGUACAACCAGUCUAGAAGACCGUGAAGCAGCUAUAGUGGAUUUCAACAGCCCCGAAUCCGAGUGUUUCAUUUUCUUGCUUAGUAUUCGUGCCGCUGGAAGAGGUCUAAAUCUUCAGAGUGCAGACACAGUGGUGAUAUAUGAUCCAGAUCCAAAUCCUCAAAAUGAGGAGCAAGCAGUGGCCAGGGCUUAUCGCAUUGGACAGCAGAGAGAGGUGAAAGUCAUAUAUAUGGAGGCAGUUGUUGACAAAAUCUCAAGCUAUCAGAAAGAAGAUGAUUUGAGAAAUGGAGGUACAGGAGAUCUGGAGGAUGAUCUUGCUGGUAAAGAUCGGUAUAUUGGGUCAAUAGAGAGCCUCAUACGUAACAAUAUCCAACAAUAUAAGAUUGAUAUGGCAGAUGAAGUUAUAAAUGCUGGACGGUUUGAUCAAAUAACAACACACGAAGAAAGGCGGAUGACUUUAGAAACACUAUUGCAUGAUGAUGAGAGAUAUCAAGAAACUGUUCACGAUGUUCCAUCCAUGCAAGAGGUAAAUCGCAUGAUUGCUCGUAGUGAAGAAGAGAUUGAGCUAUUUGAUCUAAUGGAUGAAGAUUUUGUGUGGACUGGUGAUAUGGUGAAGCACAAUCAGGUUCCCAAGUGGCUUCGUACUAGUUCUAGAGAAGUAACAGCUAUUAUUGCUAAUUUAACUAAGAAACCAUCAAAGAACAUUUUAGCUGAAAAUAUUAACUUGGAAUCAGGUGAAAUAUAUUCUGGCACAUUCCCUGGUAAAACUGAGAGACGAAGAGGUCGGCCAAGGGGUCCAACAACUAACAAAAACCAUUCUGUUUACAUGGAAUUGGAUGAUGAAGAUGGUGAGGAUUCUGAUGCUAGCUCAGAAGAGAGGAAUAUAUACUCAUUCCAUGAAGAAGAGGGAGAAAUAGGAGAAUUUGAAGAGGAAGAAUCUAAUGGUGCUGUUGAUGCGCAGCAUACUAAUAGACAUGAAUCUGAGGAACAGGGUUUAGCUUAUGAUGAUAUCCCUCGAACAAUGGAAGACCGAAGAAAUGUUCUUAUGUUUGAAGAAGCUGGUUCAUCAGGAUCAUCUUCUGGAAGCCGAAGAUUGCCUCAACCUGCUACUCCUUCUGUAUCUUCACAGAAAUUUGGCUCUCUAUCUGCUUUAGAUGCCAGGCCGCGUCGUCCUUCAGAAAGGAUGCAAGAUGAGCUUGAGGAAGGAGAAAUUGCUGUAUCAGGUGAUUCUCAGAUGGAUCUCCAACAAUCAGGAAGUUGGAUUAAUGAGCGUGAGGAUGGUGAGGAUGAACAAGUUCUCCAACCAAGGGUAAAGCGUAAGCGCAGUCUUCGUGUUCGUCCUAGACACACUGUGGAAAUCCUAGAAGAAAAAUCCAGCAAUGAGAGAAUCUUCUCUCAGUGUAGGUCCCAGCUUCCCUUGCAGGUGGACCAUGACUUUGAUAUGCAAUUUAAGGCCGAUUCGGAACUGGAGACAUUUAAUGAGCCUGUUUCAGAUAGGCAUGAUGUUAAUACUACUCUUAAGCAAAGGCGCAAUUUACCAUCAAGAAAGACAUCAAAUAUCAGUACGCCAAAAUUCAGCACAUCAAGAUACAUGUCCGGAUCUGCAGAGGAUGCCAAUGAACAUUCUAGGGAAAGUUGGAAUAGCAAGGCCACAAAUACUGGUGACCCUAGCUUCACUGGCACAAAAAUGUCAGAUAGCACGCAGAGGAAGUGCAAAAAUGUUAUUAGCAAGCUUCAGAGGAAAAUCGAUAAAGAUGGCUAUCAAGUUGUUCCCCUGAUUUCUGAUUUAUGGAAGAAGAAUCAGAAUGCUAAUUUCAUGAGCACUUCUACUGUUACAAGUAAUGUUCUAGAUUUACGAAGAAUUGAUCAGCGUGUGGACAGUUUAGAGUACAAUGGGGUGUUGGACCUCAUAGCAGAUGUGCAGUUGAUGUUGCAGAAUGUUGUUCAAUUUUGCAAUUACUCAUAUGAGGUAAAAUAUGAAGCUCGAAAACUUCAUGACAUGUUCUUUGAUAUCAUGAAGAUUGCGUUCCCGGAUACAGACUUUCGAGAAGCUAGAAAUGCAUUCACUUUUCCCUCUCCUGGAGGAACUGGGAGUGCCCUGUCUCCGAAACUGGCUGCCUCAAGCCAAAGCAAGCCACAUCAUCAUAAGACUGUCACAGAUGUAAAACCAGAGCCAGGUCCUGUCAAGCUUGCACCUCGUGGCCCUGUGCCUCCGGAUGAAGACGGGGGGAGGGCUCGUGGCCGCCCCUCCAAGUCCCAGAAGGAAUCCAAGCCUGCCGGUGGGAGCGGCGGGGAGCAUUCAGCGCCUGAACUCUCGCCUCUGCUGACACACCCGGGGAAUCUGGUCAUUUGCAAGAAGAAGAGGAAGGAUAGGGACAAGCCUGCUGUGAAGAGAAUGGCCCCCAUGUCUCUGCCUGGCCCAGGGCCGGCAGGCCCUUUAUCUGCGGCUAACCCACGUCAGGUGGGUCCCAAGUCCCCGCCCAGCACCAAUCGUAGUCCCAGAAUCCCAGUCCACAAGGAUGCAUACCCAACUCAACAAGCAUUGCAUCCCAAUCAGUGGGCUUAUCAGCCAGCACAGCAGGCUGUUGGUGGGAUAGGCGGGCCUCGAAGCAUGGACGAAGUCCAGUGGGCCAAGCCUGUGAAGAAAAUGAGGACAGAUACUGGUAAAAGAAGGCCGAGCCAUCUGUGAGUUAUGAUGUGUUUGUAUGUCCUACUUUGUAUGCUCUGGCAAUCGAGAGGUGAUGCAUCCCCACCACCCUUUCUCUGUAUGCUGCUUUUUACAUCCCCCAAAACCUCUCUCAUUUGAUGGUAGUGGCUGUGAUGAUAGUGUUUUACAAAUUCAAGGAAAGACAGGAGGGAAAGAAACAGUUUCUGAGCAAUGAAUUCUCAUGUUUCUGUUUUUAAAA
Molecule: messenger RNA, 7475 nt
Organism: Phoenix dactylifera (date palm)
Lineage: Eukaryota; Viridiplantae; Streptophyta; Magnoliopsida; Arecales; Arecaceae
Product: chromatin remodeling ATPase BRAHMA-like
Biological process (GO): regulation of DNA-templated transcription
Cellular component (GO): nucleus
Molecular function (GO): protein binding; ATP binding
Source: RefSeq, a predicted model, not a curated record